AUGCCUUAUUCUCCCAGGAUCUAUGCACAGCAGCUCUUCAGACUUGGCCAAGGUUAUCCACUGUGGCAACCCGAGCCGGCGGAAGGGAUUGAAGUAGAGAUCGGAGAUGUAGGGUUUUUGGACCGGGGCGGUUUCGUUCGCAUGUUCAAUGCCCUCCGCGAUCCCCAAGAUCCGCUUAACGCCACACUGGGCACUCCACAUGACUUCGAGAGAUUCACUAGUGGGGCGAUGCAGCCCCAUCGCGUCGUAAACGCGAUCGCGUCUGGUCAUGUUGCGAGCAAGACGCUGAGGAAGAUCGCAGUCAGUGAAGAACUCAAUGUACACAGCAUCUACGAAUGCACAGACGAUCAAGGCGCCCUUCUCCUUCUCGAGACACCUGCUAUCAGAGAACAAUUGAUCAAGCUUCGUAAAUUGAAGAACUAUUUCAGUAAAAACAUAAGUAAUUGGCAUACUUUCGCCGCUGAAGAGCUGGGAUUGGACAAGAAGCCCGAGGAUAUCAUCUUCGUUCGCGGUUGGGUGAAGACUACCCGGUGGGCCAUGGCUGUUUUCACGAAUCAGGCGAAAUCAGCCAAAAUCUCAUUUAACGGCGAUUUCGCAUCGCCUACUACUUCAUCGUUCUCGUUCUCGAUGUCGAAACCUAAACAUCUACAAUGCAACCACCAUUCUGGGCCCAAGGACAGGCUUCACGGAGCAGGACAGCAUCCGCUCCCCGAUCCAAGUUGGCCUGCAGAUCAGUGCAUAUUCCUACAUUACAUCAGGCUGAAGAAGCGAUCCCUCUUGCCGGAUACAAUCGAGGCUGCUGCUGAACCGUCUUCAUCAAACGGCGGGGAUCGCGGCAACACUAUGAAGGGUGGAUCGCAGUUCGUGGAUCCUGUCGACUGUAUCUUGGACUAUAUCCUUCAGGUAAUUUCCGUCGACCCCGUCGACAGUGAUAUUAUCGCUUUGGCAAAUGAAUACCUGGAUGUCACCCCUUCAAUCUUCGACGAUGCACGCGCAUUCCUCGAGAGCGCAGAGCCUCUUAUCAAAGUGACUGCCGAGAAGCUUGGUAUGCUGUUGCUUACAAGCGAAGAGGAUCCAGAGGAGGACAUCCAGUCUACGUACCUGGAGACGGACACUCGCAGCACUGACGUCUCCUGCCAUCGGAUGGGGAAUGGCUUCAGCGGAGUGCUGUCGAAGACGAGUAGUGAUGUAACCUCAGCACAAGUGCUUAAUCUGACUGGAGCCUGUUCUAAAGUUUUGAAAGGUCAACGUGGUCCAAUGCCGCCACUAUCUUCUCCUCAAUAUUUCGCACUGCAAUACCUGGACUUGAGGGUCCCCGUCAACAGUAUUGUUCUAGCUGAGCUUGUCUCGCUCGAAGCCAUGAGACGUACGUCACGUUCGACAUAUCAGCCUCUCGGCGGCUCGGUCGUCGUUUACCGGCCCGAGAAAGAGAAAGAGUGCUUGCCGUUGGCGAUGACGGUGAAUACCGGAGGCGCAACAGAAAGUUCCUGCGGCAAUGCCCUCGAAACGUACGGCUUUCACAUCUAUCGGUGGAGCCUACCUCCAAGCUCACCUUAG
Postia placenta MAD-698-R-SB12 is the source of this 1557-nucleotide messenger RNA. RefSeq lists its product as hypothetical. The record is from RefSeq and is a predicted model, not a curated record. NCBI's taxonomy places the organism in Eukaryota, Fungi, Basidiomycota, Agaricomycetes, Polyporales, Adustoporiaceae. Bases 1 to 1557 code for a protein of 518 amino acids. The transcript has 8 exons.